AUGUGAGAGCUUGUUAAGGUGUGUUUGUACGUGGUGCCAGUGGUGACGGCUGGUGCCAAACUGUGGAUAUACAGAUUCUGCUAAAAAAUGAAGGCUCUGCUUGGGGUCCUGUGGUACUGCUGGCUUCUAACUCUCACAGUGGCAUCCGAGGCUGAACGCAUGCUACUGGAGGAUUUGUUUCAGGAGUACAACCUGAAGGUGCGUCCAGCUCGUAACUGGAAUGAGCGAGUGAUGGUCCGAGUGGGAAUGACUUUAGUACAGCUCAUCAGCUUGAACGAGAAGAAUGAAGAGAUGACAACAAACGUGUUCAUGAAUAUGGAAUGGACAGAUUACAGGUUAUCUUGGAAUCCUGUGGACUAUGACAAUAUUGAUGUUGUGCGAAUUCCUCCCUUAAAAGUGUGGCGUCCAGACAUCUACCUAAUCAACAAUAAUGAUGGUCAGUUUGACGUUGCCCUGUAUGUAAAUGUGCUAGUAAGAAGCGAUGGAACGGUCUCCUGGUAUCCACCAGCCAUCUACCGCAGCUCCUGUUCCAUAGAGGUGGAGUACUUUCCAUUUGACUGGCAGAACUGCACAAUGGUGUUUCGUUCCUACACGUAUGAUUCCUCAGAAGUGGACCUUCAGUACGGUCUAGAUGAAGAUGGCAACGAGCUCCAUGAGAUAGUGAUUGAUGAGAAUGCAUUCACUGAGAACGGUGAGUGGCAAAUUUGUCACAAGCCCAGCAGAAAGAACAUCCACGAUGACUUGUAUGAGGACAUCACCUUCUACCUGAUCAUUGAGAGGAAGCCUCUGUUCUACAUCAUCAACAUCAUCGUGCCCUGCAUCCUCACCAGUGUGCUGGCCAUAUUUGUCUUCUAUCUGCCACCUGGUGCAGGUGAGAAGAUGACUCUGUCCAUCUCAGUCCUCAUUGCUCUCACUGUUUUCAUGCUGUUGUUGGCUGACAAAGUCCCAGAAACAUCGCUUGGCAUUCCUAUCAUCGUUAACUACGUAAUGUUCACCAUGAUCCUGGUGACGUUCUCAGUCAUCCUUAGUGUUGUGGUCCUGAACCUUCACCACAGGACUCCCAGCACACACCACAUGCCCUCAUGGGUGCGAAAGGUUUUCAUCAACUUACUGCCCCGUUACUUGGGUGUGCUGAGGCCCCAAAUUGAGAAACCAGUGGAGGACGAGCCAAAAGAAAGUGUCCCAUUGGGUUGUCUGGACAAAGGUCUUAAACCUGGAGGUGAAUAUUUUAUCCGAAAGAUCAACCCAGAGCUGGUAUUGCCUUGGAGAGGAAGUCAUAACGAGAGCACAGUGAAGUUGCAGAGGUUUUCAAACAGUGACAACUAUUGUCUGAUUCUGCCUCCGAAUCUCAAAUCUGCAAUCGCCGCCAUCACAUACAUGGCUGAACAGUUGAAGAAACAGGAUGUGGACGAUACUAUGACAGAUGACUGGCAGUACAUUGCUGUGGUUUUGGAUCGGCUCUUCCUUUGGCUCUUUGUCAUCAUUACUACCCUGGGCACAUUGGCCAUGUUUCUGGAUGCCAGUUUCAACUACACUCCUGACCAACCUUUUCCAUGAGCACAUCCCUUAAAUGACAGGCACACAGCUCCUGAACACAAAACAUAGUAAGACUGUAGUUGGUGUGGACUGACUCUAGGGGGCACCAGAAAUCAUGUUUAUUUACCUUUCUUUCUUUCAAUAUGAUUUCCAUAACAACAUAUUUGUGAUUUUCAAGUUCUGUCAAUUCAUUCACUAUGCUUAUAAUCAUACAUUUACUCUUUAUUUGUCACUUAUUACAUACUGUAUUAAGUCACUACAUGUAAUAAAACUUUAGUAAUAUAUGAAUAAAAUGUUCUUGCCAUAGUCUUGAUAACCUGUUUCUUAACUUUUUCAUUGAUAUGAUGUUCAUAAAACAGAGAGAGCAUGUAAAUUGUUGCCUUUAUUAAUUUUUUUUUUUUUUUUUUUUUUUUUGUUUAUUUCCUUAUUAUUUUCUUUGAGAACUUGGGCAUCUCUAGAGAAUAUAUCAUAACAAUUAUAAUCACAUACAUUCAGCAUAAUCUUAACAGUCGUACAGUAUUUCUCUCCUUGGGUGCAGCUCUUUUCUGUCUGCCAGAAGUGGUUUGUUAAAUCCUUCUUGGAUCUGACUCGUCACUAAACCAUUAGGAUAUAAAGUCUGACAAGCAUGCCAUCACUCCAAGCUUUGCCAGUCUAGCUACGCUAAAGUUAAUGAACUGAUGUGCAGUCAAUUCUUAACAACGUUAGCUGAUGGUUUCCUGGCUGACACCCCUCUUUUUCAGCCAGUAAUUUUAAUAUUAACUUACAUUAUGUUGUCCAUUUAUUAUUAUUGUGAUGAACCACUUACUCUUGGCUAAUUCUCAAAUAAUAUGAGAUUUAAAACUUUAAAAGUCUGAAUAUACUGGCAGAGCCAAACUCGUGGCUCAUGUUUAGAUUACUUUCCUAAAGCAACAUGAUAUUGUUCAUGAUUACCUUACAGAAGCUUUUAUUUGGGUUAACAUUAAAUUAUUUGGACUUACAUGACCAAUUUUAUGCUCGUUUUGUAAUAUUUUGUGUUGGAUCAAUUUUUGUAGCAUGAUAUUAAAGUCAUAAUUGAUGU
Cyprinus carpio (common carp) is the source of this 2593-nucleotide messenger RNA. Its product is annotated as acetylcholine receptor subunit beta-like. Gene Ontology annotation, molecular function: transmembrane signaling receptor activity; acetylcholine-gated monoatomic cation-selective channel activity. Lineage: Eukaryota; Metazoa; Chordata; Actinopteri; Cypriniformes; Cyprinidae. The transcript is spliced from 11 exons. Gene Ontology annotation, biological process: monoatomic ion transmembrane transport; nervous system process; signal transduction. The record is from RefSeq and is a predicted model, not a curated record. Gene Ontology annotation, cellular component: postsynaptic membrane; synapse; neuron projection. The coding region runs from base 88 to 1557 and encodes 489 amino acids.